GCACAGAAAAUUGUUGAUGAUCGAGGCUGUGCUUACUGAUGCGGAAAACAAGCAAACAACAAACAGAGCUGUGAAUCAGUGGCUGAAUGAUCUGGAAGAUUUGGCUUAUGAUCUUGAUGACUUAGUGGAUGAGUUGAACACUAAAGCUUCACUGCGCAAAUUGAAGGAAAAUAAGGGCAGCACCAGUAAGGUACAGAAGCUUAUCCCCACAUGUUGUCCUAGUCUUUCUUUCGCUCAUUUCAUGUCUGAUCUGAAGUUUUCCUCCAAACUAAAGGAGAUUAGUAGCCAAUUGGAAGGUCUAUUAAAUCAUAUUAAGAUUCUAAGUUUGGUGGAGAAUAUGAGGGGGAGGCACUAUGGAACUGGAGAAAGAUUGCAAAUGACUUCACUUGUGGUAGAAUCUGAAGUUCAUGGUGAUGAGGACAUCUACUUUUUAUUUAUUUUUAGUUGGAUUUUAUUUAUGUUUUAGAUUUUAUUUAUGUAAUUGGGCUUGUGUUGGCCCAAGUCCAUUCUAUUUAGGGUUUUAGUCUUUACUAUUUAAAUCUAAUUGCGAUAUAAUUUCAUUAACUUUGAUGAAUUGAAGAAUAUUUUGGUGAUUUGUUGCCUAUGGCUUCUCCUUCCUCUCCCCCAUGAAUUUUUGCUUCUUUUCCGGUUUCUCCCCCCAUUCU
Olea europaea var. sylvestris is the source of this 665-nucleotide messenger RNA. Its product is annotated as putative disease resistance RPP13-like protein 1. The record is from RefSeq and is a predicted model, not a curated record. NCBI's taxonomy places the organism in Eukaryota, Viridiplantae, Streptophyta, Magnoliopsida, Lamiales, Oleaceae. The transcript has a single exon. The coding region runs from base 17 to 466 and encodes 149 amino acids.